Molecule: messenger RNA, 771 nt
Organism: Sphenostylis stenocarpa
Lineage: Eukaryota; Viridiplantae; Streptophyta; Magnoliopsida; Fabales; Fabaceae
Source: the annotation of a GenBank genome assembly
AUGACAUCGCUAUUGCCACCGCCGUUAUUGAUACCAAUACCAAUACCGCCACCUCCACCGCCACUAUUAUCCGAUGAGGCCACCAUAGAAAAACCCUCGCUACCUCUUCGCAUGACCAUCUCACUUCAACCGGCAAAUACGAAGAGCAAACGCAAUUCCAAGUCCAACAAACUCUACCGAAGGUUCCGAUCGGUUUUCCGAUCAUUUCCCAUCAUCGCGCCGUCAUGCAAGAUGCCGACGGUUACGGGAAACCGUCACAACGAGCUGCACAUCCAUGGUGGCACAAGGAUAACCGGAACCUUAUUUGGGCACCGGAAAGCAAGAGUGAACCUUGCGUUCCAAGCAAACCCUAAUUGCCGACCAUUCUUGCUCUUGGAGCUUGCCCUCCCUACUGGAAAACUGCUCCAUGAAAUGGGAAUGGGGCUGAAUAGGAUAGCGUUGGAAUGCGAGAAACACUGCAACAACGACAAGAUAAAGAUCAUUGACGAACCCAUUUGGACAUUGUAUUGCAAUGGAAAGAAAACGGGGUAUGGGGUGAAGAGAGAGCCAACAGAUGAUGACUUGAACGUGAUGCAGUUGCUGCAUGCAGUGUCUGUGGCGGUUGGCGUUCUUCCGAAUGAGAUGGCAGAUCCUCAAGAUGGUGAACUCUCAUACAUGAGGGCACAUUUUGAACGUGUGAUUGGGUCUAAAGAUUCUGAGACUUAUUACAUGACGAUGCCUGAUAGAAAUAUUAAUGGGCCUGAACUUACUGUGUUCUUCGUUAGGAUUUAA